This is a messenger RNA of Didymodactylos carnosus, 273 nucleotides long. The record is from the annotation of a GenBank genome assembly. NCBI's taxonomy places the organism in Eukaryota, Metazoa, Rotifera, Eurotatoria, Philodinida, Philodinidae.
AUGUCAGUGUGGUUUGAUGUGUCAAUCUGGAAGAAUCAACGGUUUACAAUCAAACAUGGUCAAAUUGUUAAAGAUAUAAGAAUAUUAUUGAGUUUUUUAUCAUUAUAUAAUACAACAUUGGCAUUUAUUAUAUUUUAUGGACCAGUUUUAAUUUCCGUCAUCUCGAUCAUUAGUGGUGGUCUCUUAUUUGUCGAUGAUUUAACAUUGAUGUUAUGCAUGGAAUGUUCAGUUGGUCUGACAUCCGCUGUUAUAACGUUCAAAUCUGUUAUUUGA